AUGGCACGCACGCAGGACGACGACUCCCCGCAGGUGCUACGGGUGGACGACCAGACGAUGCUCCGCGACGUCUACCGCCUCCUCCUCGACGGCACGCGCAGCACGGCGGAGUUGCUGGAGCAGCUGGGCGGCGCCGCCUCCCCUUCCCCGGGGAGGCCACAGGGGGCUGCCGGCAAGCAUGUGAAAAUAUCCGAGGAGGUCACCGUGUUUCACGACGCCGCCGUGGAGGAGCUGAAGCUUCCGCCGGCGCUGACGCUCUUGUACGACGCGGCCGUGGCGGAGGCCCCGGUGAGGCCGGUGGCCGGCCUCCUGCGCCUGCUGGAGCUCGCCGGAGAGCCAGGCACGUCUCCCGCGCGCGGCAACCUGCUGUACGAGGCGGGGCUGCGGCACCGGCAGAGCAGCCUGCGGUGGCGGGAGGAGCAGCGGCGGCGGCUGGAGGAGGCGGAGAUGCGGGAGUGCACCUUCAAACCAGCAAUCUCGGACUCCGCGAAGGGGAUUACCCCCAAGGGCCUGGCGACUUUCAUGGAAAAGUGCCUGGAGUGGAAAAAGACGGCGGCGAUACGGCUGGGGAAGAAGGCGGCGCAGGACCGCAUUAACCGCGGGGAGGACGAGUGGUUCACGCCGUGGAAAAUGGAGGAGCGCAGCCAAAAAUUGAUCGCGGAGCUCAAAAAGAAGGGCAAGCGGCGGCGCAAGUUGUGGGAGCCCAAAAGUCCAAACAGUGCCGCUGCCGCUCGUACCGGGGCUCGCGCCUCGCCGGGUGCCACUCAGCCUCCCGAGUCGGAUGCGUUGGAGACGCCUUCUUUUCACCCGGUGACACGCGCGUCCGCCGACGAGAAACGCGGCUGGCUGCAACACGCUGGCGCGGGUGACACGUCAAGGCGGAGUGAGAGGAGUGGGCGGGGCGAGCGCAGCCUGCUGAGGGCGUACCUGCAGCGCGUGGAGGCAGACAAGGCGCGUCGCGAGCAGAGGCUUGAGCAGCUGCGCGCCGACUGCGCCAGGAAGGCGCGGGAGCAGAUGUACGAGGCGAAGACGGGCCAGCCCCUCUUUGAGCCAAAUGCGCUACCAACCGUGCGGAAGCAUGGCGUCCGCGUCGGCUUCAAGGAACUCGACGGGGAAGAGCGACAGGAGCUGCUGAAAAAAAUGCGGCUCCGGCACCAGGAAUACGUGCUGGCGCGGCAUUUCCGUGAGGAGCGUGAGAGACGGGAGGGGAAGCCGCAGCACCCGCGCGGGCCUGACGAGGUGGUGGCCGACCUGCUGGACCAGGCGAAGCGGCGGUAUCGACAUGCCGAGGACGCAGUCGGCGUCCCGGCGGGGACGUUUCACCCACAAAUCAGCGCACGCACGAGAAGGAUAAUUGCUCGAAAGUUGUGGCAACCUAUACAUGAACGACCUUUGCCGAGACGACCAUCUCAGUCGUCGGAGGCUCCUUCCUCCUGUUCACCAAAGUCCUCUGACACGUGCUUCGAGCGCGUGUUGGCCCGCUCAGAGAACUGGGUGGAGCAGCGCAAUCAGCGUGUGCAGGGCGCGCGGCUGGCUUUGGAGAAGGCGGCGGCGGCCGAGUGUAGCUUUCACCCAAACCUGGAGAGCAGCUUCGAUGCGUCGUCGAUCGGCGGCAACUCCGCGCAGUCGCGGGUCGUGGACCACGACGCCCUGGUGGCCAACGCCGAGGCAAGGAUAUGCACGGAGUUGGGGCUGCUGCGGUCGCAGGCGGCGCUGCGCGACGCGGCGUUCAUGCGUGGCGUCCGCGAGCCCCUUUCGGCGGUCACGCUGGCGAGUGCCCCGAGGCCUUCCCGGAGCGGCGUGGAACGGUACGCGCGGAGCGUGUCGGCGCCCGGGUUGCCGGAGUACGCCUGCGGCGGCUCGGAGCGGCGUUGCGGCGGCGCCGUGUGCGACCGCCACGGCGAGGACGAGGACGAGGAGCUCUACGCCGGCCAGGAGGAGGUGCAGGAGCUCGCCGACGCGUGGGCCCUGCUGGACGCGCAGACGGACGCCAUCCUGAGGAGCUGCACGUACUACUGA
Trypanosoma conorhini is the source of this 2019-nucleotide messenger RNA. RefSeq lists its product as uncharacterized. NCBI's taxonomy places the organism in Eukaryota, Euglenozoa, Kinetoplastea, Trypanosomatida, Trypanosomatidae. The transcript has a single exon. The record is from RefSeq and is a predicted model, not a curated record. The coding region runs from base 1 to 2019 and encodes 672 amino acids.